AUGUUGAUCACUGAGAGCGGCUCGGUGGCCCGACACGACACCAGGGCAGCGUCGCCGUCGCCGGCGCGAGUGAUUGCGGCGCGACGCAAAGUACACGGUGUCAUGCGCCGCAAAGUGCGCAGUUUCAUGCGACGCAACGUGAGAUGUAACGCGACGCAACAUGGCUUUGCGUCGCGCCGCAGCUUACCUCACCCACAGUACAAAUUAGGUGCCACACAAGGACAACCGCUCUACCUCACGCUAGGUUUUAUAUAUUAG
Parnassius apollo (apollo) is the source of this 258-nucleotide messenger RNA. The record is from the annotation of a GenBank genome assembly. NCBI's taxonomy places the organism in Eukaryota, Metazoa, Arthropoda, Insecta, Lepidoptera, Papilionidae.